This is a messenger RNA of Owenia fusiformis, 958 nucleotides long. Lineage: Eukaryota; Metazoa; Annelida; Polychaeta; Sabellida; Oweniidae. The record is from the annotation of a GenBank genome assembly.
UGUGGUGAUAAUCACUAAUAGACGUACAUGCCGUACUUUUUCAGGAAACACUUAAAGAUGGGUAAACAAUAUACUUUUAUUGAAUAACAUACACAUGUACAAUAUGUAAUUAUCAGACAUCAUAAUGGGUUCAGCAUACCUUUGCAUAUUACACUCGACUUGCUUUAAGGAUUCGGAAAAGUAAAAUGCAGCUUCUUGGGUAUUGUAUUUUAUUUAUCAUCACUCUUGUCUGGCACUGUUCUGGUUCUGUAUUGUUCAAAAUGUGGCCCAUGGGUAGUUACAUGGCAACAAUACCAAUAUACAUUUACACCGACGUUGAAGAAUUCGAUACGUGCAUACUGAAGUGCUUCCUGCACUCAGCCUGCGUGGCGAUCAACUUUCAUGAGGAAACUGCAACGUGCGAGGUCCUGGAGUCAGUUGAUUGCAACUUUAAAAGGGUGACUUAUGAUGGCCAUGGAAAGUGGAGAGUAGCACAUUCAUUACCAGCCUCUGGUUGUGUCGCCCAAACUCGAAUUGGUUGCUAUAAGGAUUCCCAGAGUGACAGAGAUAUGCCACUUCGUGCGUAUUCAGACACAUCAAACAAUCACCCGGACAGAUGUUCAACUGCAUGCAGGGAAGCCAACAGUGAUUACAUAUAUUUGGGUGUUCAAAACGCCCGGGGCUGCUACUGUGGAUCGACCUUUGGAAAACAUGGUACAGCAUCUUCAUGUUCGAAGGCUUGUACCGGGGACCCAUCUAUUAAAUGUGGAGGCUUUGAAAAACAGGAUAUCUACGAGAUAUAUGACUUACCUUAAUUGUAAAACGUUCGUUAAACAGUCAAGUCAAGUAACUAAGUUAACAUUCGAAAAUAAAAAUCUCAAAAAUCGUACAUCUUUGAUUUCCAAAAUGUUAUUAAGAUUUUAACGUAUUAAUUUUGAGUACAUCUCGAAUCAAUUCUCAACAAAGCUUUCGCGAAAUA